This is a messenger RNA of Pocillopora meandrina, 1616 nucleotides long. NCBI's taxonomy places the organism in Eukaryota, Metazoa, Cnidaria, Anthozoa, Scleractinia, Pocilloporidae. The record is from the annotation of a GenBank genome assembly.
GUCCGACUUCAGUACUCAAACUAUUAUUUGGCGUCCCAGACGGGAAGAGAGGAGAGGCAUUCAAGUUGUAAAAUGAAGUUGCUUUUCGUUGUCACCUUUUUCCUCUACAUUUCUGUUGGUAAGUCUAAGCGCAACCCAUACUUUUUUUUAAGGACCAAUUUUACCAUUGCCAAAGUCAUAGAUGCAAAGCUUGAGUAAGAUGCACUCGCUCGGCUCUUGGUGCACGGUAGUAGUAGUCAUUGUAUAUCUUCAAUUCUCCUUCAUAACCUAGUUUUGUUCGGAAUUCACCGAUUCAAUUAGUGUAUGUUACUCUGCAUAAAGGAAAUUGAGGGACUGGGCGCGAUUAUUUAAGGAAUGUACACAUUUACACUUAAAAUCCUGUAAAGCAACCGAGUUAGUUUACAUCGAGCCAGGCAAAGAAAAUCUUUAAAAGCAUAUGGAAUUCAGUUCAUGACUCAUUGAAGAUCAAAAUGACGUAUUCCAAGGUUAUUUUGAGUCCAAGCUCGUCAAUUAUGUUUUGCUCGCCAUGGGAAAGCAUUUUAAUUGACUAAUUUAAGAUUUGGAAUAAAAAAAUGCGCAACAAAGUGCUUCUUUGUGAAUUCUUCAAUUUUUUUUUUCAGCAGCAUUGUGUCGAUGACAUUCUGCAGCAAUAGCCACAGAAUUCUUUGUUUUCCGUUUUAUUUGAACAUAUGUUUAAAGAAGCCACUGUUAAUUUUUGUAUUGAUUACAAAUUUCGUUAUAGGCGUACAUCACAAAAGAUGUUUCGAAAUACGCUAACAGCGCCAAUGUUUCAGACAAGAUGAUGAUGAUGCUUAAGCUAAAACCAUUCACUUUCUAGUGGUUAUUUUUCGUCCCGAUUGUGUCGCACUGUCGUCGCCACAACCCAUCUUGUUGAAGAUGGAAGGACGAAAAACUACAGUGCUACCCAAUGAGGGAAAAUUUUAGAUAGCUAAGUCUUUUGUUCUCCUUUGUUUUAAAGAGGUAGUUCUAUGAAGAUUCGUCUCAACCUUAAGACAGGAUCACGUGUCCCAUUGUUUUCUCUUGAAAAGAUCUGAAAAUCUGUAUGAUUCAAAGUGAAUAGCAUGUAGCUAUUUCAAUAUAACUUUCGAAACAAUUUCACAACUGAAACCAGAUCUGAAGAGCUGCCAAGGAAUAAAAAACAUUUUUUUUCUACCUCAGGUUACGGCUUGAAGUGUUACUCAUGUUCAAGGGAUAACUGCAACGACUUCAAGGUAGAAAAGCAUUGUCCAGCCAGAUACGAUCGCUGCGCCAAAUUAUCUGUACACGUAGAAGGUACAUCCUUUCAAGAAUAUUCCAAAUACUGUACGACUGAAAAAGGUUGCAACAUUGACCUGAUUUCACGCUGCAAAGGCAAAGUAAAAUGUAAACUGGAUUGUUGCUCUGGUGAUUUUUGUAAUGCUGCCACACUUCAGAAAGUCAGCGUCGCUGCUCUUAUCGCAUGUGCUUUAAUGGCUUUGCUGUAUUAGAAUGAAAAGAUGCAGUUUUCUUAGUUGUGUUGAACUUCGUGGCUAUAGACAGAACCUAAUGCAGUUGUUAUUAAUAUUUUUCAUAUGUUUCCUUUUUUAAACAUUGCAAGCAAUACCUUUAACCAUGCC